UUGCGCAGCCGCACUUCGCUAGACGCGGAACCCUUGUGAGUGGUUUCCAGGUUUUCCAGCCGGCAGUGAAGGCGCACUUCCGGCCCUCACGGAAGUUGUUGCGCGGUCGUUUCCGAGGCGGUGUGAGGGAGAGGAGCGCUCCAGAUGGGUCGCAGUCGCUCCCGAUCUCCGCGGAGGGAACGUAGGCGGUCCCGGUCCACUUCGCGGGAGAGAGAACGCAGGCGCCGGGAAAGGUCUCGGUCCAGGGAGAGAGAUCGGAGAAGGAGCCGCUCUCGAUCCCCGCACAGAAGACGCUCCAGAUCCCCAAGACGUCAUAGAUCCACAUCUCCUUCUCCUUCUCGACUGAAAGAAAGAAGAGAUGAAGAAAAGAAAGAAACAAAGAGCAAAGAACGUCAGAUAACUGAGGAAGAUUUAGAGGGAAAAACAGAAGAAGAAAUAGAAAUGAUGAAGAUAAUGGGAUUUGCCUCCUUUGACUCAACAAAAAAAGUGCUGCUGAAAGUUAUUGUGUAUUUUGGGAAGCUUAUGUUGAACAUGCUCCAUCUCCAGAUACUUGUUCUUGGGAGGUCAAAAUUCUGCACACCUCAAGGGAAAAAGUUGGAUGGUUCUGUAAAUGCCUAUGCCAUAAAUGUGUCUCAGAAGAGGAAGUACAGGCAGUACAUGAAUCGCAAAGGUGGAUUCAACAGACCUUUGGAUUUCAUUGCGUGAGAGUUGAAAUGUUGAAGAAUGAUUUUCCCCCCCCUCAUCAUGAUUAGAAGAGUGGAUUUUGUAUUUUGUAUUUCAUAUGCAUCAAAACAGGCCAGGAUCACAGCUCUUCCUCCUUGUAAAGUAAGAAUAUUUUAUCUUUGAUGUGUGCAGUUCACUUACCCUGCCUCAGAAGAAGAAAUGUUAAAUAUCACAUUUUUUUCUUUUAGGAAGUAUCAUUUGGGGCAAUCAUCAACCCCAUUUUUUUGUCUUAUUCCUGUGGAAGCUGUAUAUGUUUUCUUCUUGGAUGCUCGUUAGGAUUUUUUAAAACACAUAAAAGUAAUUUGGAUGUGUCUCAAAUAAAGCAAUUAUUUCUA
Molecule: messenger RNA, 1058 nt
Organism: Pipistrellus kuhlii (Kuhl's pipistrelle)
Lineage: Eukaryota; Metazoa; Chordata; Mammalia; Chiroptera; Vespertilionidae
Gene: SNRNP27
Product: small nuclear ribonucleoprotein U4/U6.U5 subunit 27
Exons: 8
Coding region: 145-705 (186 amino acids)
Biological process (GO): RNA splicing
Cellular component (GO): precatalytic spliceosome
Source: RefSeq, a predicted model, not a curated record